Kwoniella botswanensis is the source of this 1260-nucleotide messenger RNA. RefSeq lists its product as uncharacterized. Lineage: Eukaryota; Fungi; Basidiomycota; Tremellomycetes; Tremellales; Cryptococcaceae. Bases 1 to 1260 code for a protein of 419 amino acids. The record is from RefSeq and is a predicted model, not a curated record. The transcript has 3 exons.
AUGACAUUCCCUCAAGUAUUUCUACCGCCUCCAACGAUCCAAUCCUUCCCUCUAUCAAAUAAUAAUUCGAAGUUAGAACUGAAAUUCCAUACCUUGCAAUCUCCCCCUCUCGAACACUCGCAAGACUACUCGCAGACAUUGUCCCUGCGAGAUCGACUAGGUAAGAGGAAUUCAACAUGGAUAGAAUUCUCUCAAGAUGGCUUGGAGAGCUUGGAGAGAAGUACUAUUCUAGGUAAGAGGACUGAGAGACGCGAAGCGGACAUUCCAAAAGACAAUGAAAAUUGGAAUCUGAAAGAGGGGAUCUCAAGGGCUGUCACUGGGGCUGAAAACAUCUCGGAAGCUCACGAAGUGGUAGAUAAGAACUUGGAAAAAGUCAUUGUGAGAGAUUUUGAGCUUGAAGAAGGUAGACGACAAUCUAGACGGGUCACAAGGCAAUCAAUCUCACUACUCAACACUCUCCCUCAGAUAUAUCCUUCCGCACCUCCCGACCAAACGAAGGAUUUCCAAGAUGAAUCCGUUGAUUCCCUAUCAACUACGACAACCUCUUUUCCAAGUCAGAGUCAACUACUUACCAACCCUGGGAAUACAUCCGUAUCAAAUCUACCUAGAUGGUCAAUCCCUUUACAUAGACUGUCGACCCUUCAUUCGCUUUUGUCAUCCACGUCAAGGGGGAAACUGAUGUGCUCGGUGAUAGUAUGUGUGUUAGCUUGUGAACCUAUAGUACAAAGACAGCGAAAGAACACUUUCCAGUCUGGGUUUACGAGAAAGGUGAUAGCCCAGGAAGAAGGAGGAGGGAGUGUAUUGCAUAUUGGUAAAUGGACGGUGACUGCUCAGCCUUCGGCAGGAGAAGUGGAAUUGACGAGUAUAGUGAGAUUGUGGGAUGAUUGUGCCUUGGAGUAUGCAGAGAAAAUGAGGAGAGGGGACGUAGUCCUGCUGGAGAAUGUCGAAUACAAACCCUCAACAGCUAAAGAAUCUUCUCAUAUCUCCAUAUCACCUCAUCACUCACCUAAAAUCACUAUCUUGUAUCGUACUCUGCCAAGGUACGAAUCAGCCGCCCGAAACGACUAUAUAUAUCAGCCGCCAACCAGAUUGGGUAAACCUCCUACGACAGGAGGAAAGGGGACAAGAGGAAGGAUGUUACUUGAAGAUAAGAUGUUGAGACCCGAUUUGAGAUUGGGAAGAAGUGAAAUCGGAAUUAGGAGAGUUGAAGGGAUUGCGAAAUGGUUCGCUGAAUUUGUGGGAGGAGAAGGACCGGGAUGA